AUGCGUUCUUUUGUCACAACUGGCGACAUCCCCAUAGGGUACACGACACCCAAAUUCCCAUCACUUUUCUGGCCCCUUAACAACGAGAAGUACACGUUGUCUUACCUGUACUAUAUCAAUGACAUAUGGAGGUACACGGUUUACUGGACUUUGAUAUUGUUCAUGGGCUUUUACGUGGCCGCGGGCUUGUGGGCCAGUUUUUCACAUCGGAAAACCGCGGGUGGUCUUUGGAUUAUGGGGGUGUUCAUUCUUGCGGGAGGAGUUCAGGCGCUAGCCGCAGGAACUGUCUCUGGAUUGAUCCUUGCAGUGACUUAUAAAGCCGGUCUGUUCGCCAUGUCCACCUGGAUCCCGUUAUGCUGUGCUGUAGUGCUCAUCUUGUUCCACUUGAGUACAACGUAUUCGAUGGCAGGUCUGAUCAUGUGA
Lachancea dasiensis is the source of this 423-nucleotide messenger RNA. The record is from the annotation of a GenBank genome assembly. NCBI's taxonomy places the organism in Eukaryota, Fungi, Ascomycota, Saccharomycetes, Saccharomycetales, Saccharomycetaceae.